This is a messenger RNA of Suillus plorans, 459 nucleotides long. RefSeq lists its product as uncharacterized. The transcript has 2 exons. The annotation marks the transcript as partial. The record is from RefSeq and is a predicted model, not a curated record. NCBI's taxonomy places the organism in Eukaryota, Fungi, Basidiomycota, Agaricomycetes, Boletales, Suillaceae.
CCUCCUACAAUCCACCUCUCCAAAGAUGUCAACCGGCUGUGUGAAGAAUGGGAGGAAUCAAACUUACUCAUUGUAAAUGGUCGCGGAAUCCCUGUCAAGUAUUGGGGAGAGUUCUACAAGAAAGGAAAGGGCGUCAAGACUGCAGCAUGGGAUGCACUUCGAGUAGAAUGGGGAAAUUGGAAGUUCAUUGCCGAAGAACGGCAGCGAUACUCAGACAACACCUCAUUCUGGCAUGCAUUUAGUGACGAGAACGGCAAGGUUUUUUCUUACCAACAGAUCCUGAACUGCCUUGCAGAGCACCGGGUCUCUGCUGCUGCCCGAGACGCUAAUGAUGCACGCACCUUUUUUGGUGGCAAUCUCGACCACCCACUAGCCCACAGUGCCUUUCGCUACACCAAAAGUGGCAAGACUUACUUGUCAAGCAAGGACGAUGCUGUCGCAAAGAAGUGGCGCGAGCUU